CGCAUUGUUUGAGAGAAAAAUAAAAAUAGGAGGGGGGAAAUUUUUUGGAAGAGUUCGAGCUUCUUCAUCGUGUGUUUGAGAAUGGAAGUUCCGGCGACCGACCCGCUUGCCCAGCUUAGUUUGCCUCCUGGUUUUCGGUUUUAUCCUACCGAUGAGGAGCUUCUGGUUCAGUAUUUAUGCCGGAAAGUAGCCGGCCACCAUUUCUCUCCGCAAAUUAUUGGCGACAUCGACUUGUACAAGUUCGACCCAUGGGUUCUACCGAGCAAAGCGAUUUUCGGUGAGAAAGAAUGGUACUUUUUCAGCCCAAGAGACAGGAAGUACCCCAAUGGAUCUCGUCCGAACAGAGUGGCCGGGUCUGGGUACUGGAAAGCCACCGGAACCGAUAAGAUCAUUACCACCGAAGGCCGGAAAGUUGGCAUAAAAAAAGCUCUCGUUUUCUACGUAGGCAAAGCACCCAAAGGCACCAAAACCAAUUGGAUCAUGCACGAGUAUCGUCUUCUCGAAAAUUCCAGAAAGAACGGUAGCUCCAAGCUCGAUGACUGGGUUCUAUGCCGAAUAUAUAGGAAGAGCUCGAGCGCACAGAAGAAUAUGCUUUCAAGCGUUUCGAGCAAAGAAUACAGCUACAGCAACGGGUCUUCUCCCUCAUCAACGUCCCACUUGGACGACAUGCUUGAAUCAUUGCCAGAGAUCAAGGACAGAAGCUUCAUCCUGCCGCGUGUGAACUCGCUUAAGGCACUUCCUCAAGAUGAGAAGCUGAAUCUUGUCGCCGGAAAUCCCAUGGACUGGGCUAACCCGGCGGUACUAAACUCAGCACCCAACCUCGUCGGGUCUCAGGGGAUUCUAAAUUAUAACCCCGGAAAUGACCUUUGUGUCUCUUCCAUCUCUCAACUCUGCCACAUGAACUCGGCGGCCCCGGUGCGCUUGGAGAAGCUUGGGAACUCAAUGGAAGAUGAGGUUGAGAGCGGCGUCGGAACCCACCGGGUCGAGUGUUCGGGCGGGCACUUUCAGCACAAUUCGUUUGGGUUCACGAGUCAGGGAUUCUCGACCAACUCCAUUGACCCGUAUGGAUUCAGAUACCCGAGCCAGUCGAUCGGGCUCGGAUCUCAACAGUGAAUAGAUUCAAAAUAGAGUGCAUUCGGUUGCUGUAAAUACUUGGGGAUUCUUUGGGCUAGCUGACGGGUAGAUUAUCAUUGGGUUGAAUUCCAGAAGGGGAAGGCGUGAAAAUUUGAAUUUUGGUCGUUGUUUUCGCCUCUCGGCAAUAUCAAGGAGAAAGUAGGGAGUUGAGGAUAUUCAAUGAAUAUUUUAGUGACUAAGCAGCAAUAAUUGAUAUUGUAACAUUCAAUCUGAAAAAUUAUUUUGUUAGGUUUGCAAAUUUUGUCUGCAACUAGUAGCGCACUCAGCCACAUUAAUCAUAUGUCGUGCUUGGUCAUGUCAAUCAACAUUUGCUUUUGGUGGCAAAUAUUUUUGGUCUUACUUGAA
This is a messenger RNA of Prosopis cineraria, 1479 nucleotides long. Its product is annotated as NAC domain-containing protein 72-like. The transcript has 3 exons. The coding region runs from base 82 to 1113 and encodes 343 amino acids. Gene Ontology annotation, biological process: regulation of DNA-templated transcription. Gene Ontology annotation, molecular function: DNA binding. The record is from RefSeq and is a predicted model, not a curated record. Lineage: Eukaryota; Viridiplantae; Streptophyta; Magnoliopsida; Fabales; Fabaceae.